Messenger RNA from Mesoplodon densirostris (Blainville's beaked whale), 984 nucleotides. RefSeq names its product KLF transcription factor 14 (gene KLF14). Gene Ontology annotation, molecular function: DNA-binding transcription factor activity, RNA polymerase II-specific; RNA polymerase II cis-regulatory region sequence-specific DNA binding. The coding region runs from base 1 to 984 and encodes 327 amino acids. Gene Ontology annotation, biological process: regulation of transcription by RNA polymerase II. Lineage: Eukaryota; Metazoa; Chordata; Mammalia; Artiodactyla; Ziphiidae. The record is from RefSeq and is a predicted model, not a curated record. The transcript has a single exon.
AUGUCGGCUGCCGUGGCGUGCCUGGACUACUUCGCCGCCGAGUGCUUGGUGUCCAUGUCAGCGGGUGCCGUGGUUCACCGCCGCCUGCCGGACCCCGAGGGCGCGGGCGGAGCGGCAAGCUCGGAGGUGGGUGCGGCGCCGCCGGAGUCCGCUCUGCCGGGUCCGGGGCCACCGGGGCCCGUGUCGGUCCCCCCGUUCCCCCAGGUCCCCGCCCCCAGCCCCGGCGCGGGCGGCGCCGCGCCCCACCUGCUGGCUGCAAGCGUCUUGGCUGACUUGCGCGGCGGCUCUGGGGGGUGCUUUGGAGAGUACUCGGGGGAAGAUCUGCGCGCCUCGUCCGGUUCCUCCGACCCUACCCCGUGCUCCGGCCCGACCCUGUGCUCCAAUCCGACCCCGGCCACCAGCGCGGCCGAGGUCUCCGGACCUGUGCACUCCUCCGGCGCGCUCACGGUCCCUGGCGCGCCAGCCAUCCCGGGAGUGCCUGCCCACCCUGGCGCGGUCUCCGGCGUGGCCCCUGGGGCGGGCCCCGCCCCCGCCACGGGUCCAGGCCCCCGUCGGAGGCCAGUCACACCUGCUGCCAAGCGCCACCGCUGCCCCUUCCCGGGCUGCAACAAAGCUUAUUACAAGUCAUCGCAUCUGAAGUCCCACCAGCGCACCCACACGGGUGAGCGCCCUUUCUCCUGCGACUGGCUCGACUGCGACAAGAAGUUCACGCGCUCCGACGAGCUGGCCCGCCACUACAGGACGCACACGGGCGAGAAGCGCUUCUCCUGCCCCCUCUGCCCCAAGCAGUUCUCCCGGAGCGACCACCUGACCAAGCACGCCCGCCGCCACCCAGCCUAUCAUCCCGACAUGAUCGAGUACCGGGGGCGCCGUCGCACUCCCCGCGUCGACUCGCAACCCGCCAACCUGGUGGACAGCUCCGGCUCCGUCCCCGGGCAGGUGCCCAGCUUCACCACCUGCUUGUCUGACAGUCAUUGCUGUUAG